AUGCUGUCCAGAGGUAACCUUUGUCGCUGCACUGGCUAUCGACCCAUCAUAGAAGGUUUCCGAACAUUCACGGAGGAAUGGGAGCAACAAAGAGCAGCCAACGGACUUCAGAAUGGUAGUUGUGGUAUGGGAGACAAGUGCUGCAAGAAUGGAGGAGCCAACAACCAAGGUUGCGGUCAGGUGAAUGGUUACACCAAUGGUUCUGACAUUGUCGAGGACAGUCUCUUCAACCCUGAGGAGUUUGUGCCGUAUGAUCCGAGCCAGGAGCCGAUAUUCCCUUCGGAGCUUCAGAUAUCUGGUGCUUUGGAUUCCCAGUUCUUGACUAUUCAAGGUCCCCGAGUGACAUGGUACAGGCCAACCAAGCUCAGCGAGCUGUUAGAGCUCAAGGCCAAGUUUCCAUCUGCCAAACUUGUGAAUGGCAAUACAGAAAUUGGAGUGGAGGUGAAGUUCAAGAACUGCCUGUACCCUGUGAUCAUACAACCGAGCUUGAUACCUGAGCUGACGCAGGUGCUCAGUACAGAGGAGGGUCUCAGAGUUGGGGCGUCCACCACACUUUCUGUUCUGGAGGACAAACUCAAGGACCUCAUUUCCUCACUUCCUGAAUAUCAGACACAGGUUUUUCAAGCCAUUGUGGAAAUGCUUCACUGGUUUGCAGGCAAACAGAUUCGUAAUGUUGCUGCAAUUGGAGGCAAUAUAAUGACUGGUAGUCCGAUCUCUGAUCUCAACCCAAUCUUCAUGGCUGCCAAAUGUCAGCUAGAACUCAUGAGUCAAGGAGGCAAACGUACCGUACUGUUGGAUGGUAAUUUCUGGACCGGUUACCGUAGAAACAUUGUCCAACCAGACGAGAUACUUCUGGCCAUCCACAUCCCUUACACAAAUCAGGACCAAUACUUUGCUGCCUACAAGCAGGCCAAACGUAGAGAUGAUGACAUAGCCAUUGUUAAUGCUGCAUUCAACCUGACUUUAGGCGACAAUAGCAGCGUGUCAGAAAUAGAGAUGGCAUUUGGUGGAAUGGCUCCUACCACUGUAAUGGCACCCAAGACUUCAGCAGCACUGCAGAAAUAG
This is a messenger RNA of Homalodisca vitripennis (glassy-winged sharpshooter), 1065 nucleotides long. Its product is annotated as xanthine dehydrogenase-like. The coding region runs from base 1 to 1065 and encodes 354 amino acids. The record is from RefSeq and is a predicted model, not a curated record. NCBI's taxonomy places the organism in Eukaryota, Metazoa, Arthropoda, Insecta, Hemiptera, Cicadellidae. The transcript is spliced from 8 exons. Gene Ontology annotation, molecular function: FAD binding; oxidoreductase activity; iron ion binding.